This is a messenger RNA of Dacryopinax primogenitus, 1038 nucleotides long. RefSeq lists its product as uncharacterized. Lineage: Eukaryota; Fungi; Basidiomycota; Dacrymycetes; Dacrymycetales; Dacrymycetaceae. Gene Ontology annotation, cellular component: plasma membrane. The coding region runs from base 43 to 777 and encodes 244 amino acids. The transcript is spliced from 4 exons. The record is from RefSeq and is a predicted model, not a curated record. Gene Ontology annotation, molecular function: acetate transmembrane transporter activity.
UGUGCAUAUACACGCAUACAUCUACAUUCUUAAACAUCGACAAUGGCUCUUAACAUCGAGAAGGCUACCCCACAGAACACAGUCGUCUCCGACGCGGGCCCCGCCAAUGCUCACCUCUACAAUGGCGCCAACCUCGGGCGUACACUGACCACCGAGACCCAGCCCGCCUUCCCCAUCUACCACCGUCGGUUGGGUAACCCCGCCCCACUCGGUCUCUGGUCAUUCGCCAGCACCACCCUCCUCCUCUCCCUUGUCAACGUCUCAGCGCGUAAUGUUACCGUUCCCAACAUCGUCGUCGGCAUGGCCCUCGGCGUGGGUGGGCUCUGCCAGCUGCUCGCAGGCAUGUGGGAGUUUGCCGCCGGUAACACUUUUGGUGCCACGGCCUUCUCUUCUUAUGGCGGUUUCUGGCUUUCCUUCGCUUGCAUCUACCUUCCCGAUCUUGGCAUCCUCGACGCCUACUCCGGUGCGGCCGCGUCCCAGAUCCCCAACGCAGUCGGCAUGUACCUCAUGUGCUGGUUCAUCGUCACCUUCCUCCUCUUCCUCGGCACCUUCCGCGCCUCUGUCGCUCUCUCGGCUGUCUUCUUCUUCCUUUUCAUCACCUUCAUCCUCCUGGCCGCUGGCGAAUUUACAGGCGAGGCCGCCGUGCACAAAGCUGGCGGUGCAUUCGGCAUCGUGACUGCUCUCGUCGCGUACUACACUGGUGCAGCUGGUCUCUACUCGCCCGAUACGAGUUACUUCAUCCUCCCGAUCGGCGACCUCCCCAAGCUCCGGGACUAGGCGCUCAUUCGAGAGAAGGGAAGAACUACAUGUCAGCAUUAUCCAUUCAGGCCACAUUUUUAGUCCGUUUCAUCGCGUUCUGCCUCUUUGUCUGUUUCCUGCCUCCUUCCUCUGUUGUCCUGUCUGGUCUUGUACGAGUACGGCGCAGCGCUUCGCGAUGCGCUGGGGGUCUCUUCCGGUUCUGGCUGUGUUGGCCUGGGGUGAGAUGUCAUGAGGCCGUAGUCGUUGUAGGCGAGAUAAUCUAUUGUCUGCCUUACUCCG